AAUUGUAAUCAUUGCGCUCAUAAUUUUUCUGUUCGAUGUCACCAGUCUUUUCCUAGCAGAUAUUACAUUUGGUUGACGUUGGCUUACUCAAAUAAUGUUUUCCGAUAAGUAUUGAACUAAUCCAUGGAUACCAAGUUUUUAUUUAAGAGAAAAAUAUUUUUUUAGUUCUUUUAACAUUUGUAAGCUUCACUUACAUGAAACCACAAAAAGUGAAACGUUUUGGGUCAUUUGGCUGCUUUUUGUAAAUAUUCGGUUGACUUUAUGGCGCAAUAACCAUAAUCUUUAAGAAAAAUGCCGCAUCGACUAGUUUUGUAGUAUUAUCUACACCCUCAGCCAAGUACAGUAAAACCUAUACAUGCCAACGUUGGAGAUGAAUUUCGUAAGAUAUAUUAUCUAUGACGCUAUGAGAUUAUGGCGACUCAGCUCUUCAAGCGGACAUAAAUUGAAAGAUCGACAAAAUUUUCUCUUUAAUUUUCUAUUCGACGUUUUAUCAAUAUUUAAAAGACCACAAUUCCGAUAUGAAAGGAACCUCAAUCAUCAACUCUCAAAACGCAUUGAUCAAUUUAAAAGUUUGUUGAUAGUGCAACGAUUGUUGAAUAUCUUCUGAAUAGUUUUGAGUCGAAAAUGGGAAUUUGCUUUGUCUGUAUACCGCCAGAUCUAAUUAAAAUAACGAAGAAACUCAGGAUCGCAUUGAAUUCAAUAAUUAUUUCUAAACUUCUCGCGGCUGUAUAUUAAUUUAUGUUGCUAAUUGCACUUUCUUCGUUUGUUACAUAGCUGCACUAACGAGAAUCACAAAAAAUCCCGUGCAGAAGAACUAAUUGGCUUUAAUACUCGCUUUAAUAAUAAUUCAAUUACUUACGUCCAGAAUUUCUAUUUUCAAUGAAAGAUCAUUCGCCAAACAAAAAUCUGUUUCAUAUCACCUUAAACGAUAAAUUGAUCAGCUCAAUGACGCGGGGUCUGUUAGUUUAAGGAAGGGAAAAAACCCUAAUUUAAAAAAUUGAACUAAUUUUUUUAAAAAAAUAAAAAGGUUUUCCAUGCUUGGACCACUUGGAAAAUCUGAUGACGGACAAAAUGAUACUUAACAGAAGACGAAGGUUAAGACGAAUGCCGUGACACCAGCGAUACCGACUCAUAUGGUACGGAUGGCACUGAUACAAUGGAAGUGUUGGAAUAUGAUGUGGCUAGCAUAACAGCCAGCGAAGUGUUUUAUUCAAAUGAUUCAUCUAGUGGAACAGACGAUUAUGUGGUUGCCGUUGCGCGUGCAAUUUUUGAUACAAGUAGUUCGGACAUGAAUGACUUGUGCUUUUUAGCGGAUACUGAAGAGUCCGAUGGACCAACGGAUGUGGAAUUAGGACGGGCGGACUAUUGGACUUGUGUCAAGUGCAAAAAUCGCCAAAAUAAUCCAAUGUAUCGAUAUUGCGAGAAAUGUUAUCAGAUACGAAAAACUCAAUUUCCACCUCGUCCCAGACAACGGAGAAGUCGUUCAAAACUCAAAAAACGUUUACCAGCAAGCCGGCGACCGGUCACAUCGUCAUCCGAUGAAAAGGAGUUCAGUUCGGACGGUGUUCAGCGGUCAUCCAUAAAGAAGAAGCGCUACUCUCGUACACGUACGACCAGCAAAACGAACAGUGCGGGUGAAACAGGGAAAAGCUCAACAGCCGACGACAACGAAUUUGAUGAUCGGGUAAAAGAAGGUCAAGGUUCAUCAAAUUUUAUUAUCAAAAAUAAGUUGUUCAAGAAUGUUGUCGACGUGGAAACGACGUCACAACUGAAAUCGACUCAAUUAAAUUUAACGAAUGCACCGUCGGCUAUCGUGCAGAAAGAUUCGGGAUUUAGCUCGUGUUUUUCGAGUCAGGAACUAUCAUCGGAUCUAGUGGCGGUAAAGAGUUUCGAUAGUCAAGAGACAUUUUGUUCGGAAUAUGAAGAAAUCGUUGGGUCGAAAAAUCGCGGUCCGUUCGAUGUAAAUACAAUGCAAGAGUCAAAAUCGUUUGAAUCGACCGCAAGUUCAGCGAUUACAAGUCAAAGUUCAAGUUUAUCGCAAGCGUCAACGAGCUCGUCAUCGACAACGUCGUCUGGUAUCCGAAGUAUGUCGUCGUGUUCCGGACCGAAUUUAUUGUACAAAAAUGUGGAAAGUGUGCCGGCACGUGUGAACAGUAAACGUCGAGCGUAUUCCGAUACCGAUGAACCGCAAUCGCAGCCGCCGAUUCUGAAACAGAUUUUUGGUCUGGAUGCGUAUGGGCCGUGUAUGAUUUGUUUGUCGCAACCGAAAGACGGCGUGUUUGUGCAUAGUCGGUUUUUACAUUUAUGCUGUUGCUAUCGCUGCGCGGUAAAGAUCUGGAAUAAGCAGAAACGGUGUCCGAUUUGUAAUUGUAAAGUGAACAAUGUUCAAAAAAUCUUUGUUCAUUAGGAUCGAAAGGAACGGUUGCCGGGAUUAUUAUUUUUUUAAAUUAGAAUAAACGCGGACGGGACGUUCGAUGUGAGAGGUAUAUAUAUAAAAAGGCAAAACGGAAUACAAGACUAACUUAAUUAAUUUUGUUGCAAAUUGUUGCACAAUGAUCGUGUACAUAGAGAGUUAAAUAUCACACAUUUUUCAUGUGAUCUAUAUUAGGUUCUUCAAAUUCGACCGCGUCACCUAGUUUCAUAAUUUUAUUUUAUCCUUAAAACAUAGACCGGGAAAUUUAUAUAUAAAAAAAAACACUAGAGAUUAAUCGAGGCGGAAACGAAUUUCAAAAUUUCUUUCUUUUGUUUCGUUUGAAUAUACGUGAAAGAACGGGACGUGAUUUCUUUUCAAUCGGUCGAUGGGGUCAAUCAAACUGUCGCCGGUGUUUAUGAAUUACAUAUUUCUGAAAAUCAACUCAAAAUAUCUUUUGUUUCUUAAACAGAGUCAGUUUCACAACUUUUUCUUUUGAUAAUAUUUCUGUCUGGAUGUUGGGACGUAUACCAUCAGAGUUACCAAUUAUAACUUAACACCACUAAAUUGGCUAAAAAUUCACUGAGAAUCACACAAAUUCUGGCGAUUAGUUUUCCAAACAUUAUACCUGUAUGUGGUUCAUAAACCGUUUGUUUGCAUCUUACAACCCGAUUCCGUCAAACACUUUGGACAGAUUUAUUUGGUUCACUGACGUGAAGAUGUACAUAAAGAUUAGCCGUUCAGAGUAGGUUCCUUGUUGUGAUAUACGCCAUGGGUUGCGUAAACUUUUUGAUCCAAAAUGUGCCUUAAAUACUUAAAGAAAAUAAAAAUACAACCCGUUCGCGACACCCUUGGACGCUUUCUCUCCAGAAUAUUUAUGUCUAAUAGCUUCAUCUUUCUGAAUUUUAUGAUUGAAUUGAGCUUUGACAGCGGGACAAAAAUUUCCUGACAUCUUUCGAUCAUUUCUCAAUGACACCAAUGGCUAUUUGCAUGCAAAAAGGAAACUUGAGAAAACAAAUGUUCAUUAAUCAACCGAUUAAAUGGUGGGUGAAUCAAAUGUCCGACAGGCCAGAUAAUAUUAACAGAAGAAACAUUUUGACACUGACGCUUAAUAUAUUCGUCACUCAUAUACAGAUAACAUGCCGCCGGAGUUGUUCAAUUUUGUUGUAAAUAAUAAUUUUUUAUCGGAAUCUUUAUUCUCUAAUUUAUUUUCUUUAUUUUUUAAUUUUUAUUUUUUUUAUCGAUGAAUUGAACAGCUCAUCAGUGUGGCAUGAGUAGCUUUUUGUAUACUAAAACUAAUAUUUUCUUUGUCAAUUUCGGAAUUUGAAAUUUUAUUUACUUCUCCAGCAGUCGAGCAUUGAAGUGUUUACACUUAAUUGAAGCCGAUGUGCUACGCUUAAUUAUUGCUAAAAUUUAUGGAGUCUGGAGCCCUAUUCUCAAAUCGCUAGAAUGUGACGUCGUUUUAUUAUGAAAUAUGACGUUAUUAUUCAGCCGAGGUUCAUGUAUUCUACAGUUAAUGUCAAUCAAAUUUGUUUUACUUCAGCUGUUUUACCAGCUGAUCCACUCAUAAAACACAUUGCCUUAACGGAUUUCAUAGUCACGUAUACGCGUGAUAAAACCGUCUAACAAUGCGUAAGCAAAGCAGUUCGAUUGUAUGAGUGGACCAGUUGGUAAAGCAGCUAAAAAAAACGUUGAUAUGAACAGUACUUCGAAAGAAUGUAUCGCCGAUUCAAUUAUGUCGGACGUGAUAAAUAGCUCAAGUAAAAAUGCAUCGUUUCCGUGAAUGAAGUGAUUUCAAGUUCUGAAAAUGAUUGAUUUUCUUUUACUUUUCAAUUUAAAACAAAAUAGAAACGAACGUUUAAUUUCUUCAUGAAUUGAAUGUUUGUUUUGACUUUUUGUGACAGUAACAACAAAUUGUUGUUUUUAAAAAAGAAAUCUAUUUAAACUCUAAGACAAUUGAAGCGUAUAUAUUGCUCCGGUAUCAUUUACUUAAUAUUUGAUACCCGUUGCAAUGGUAAACAAGUUUUUAUUUACAUGAUAAAUAAUCAUUUGCACUGACCUUUAUACAAUUUUUUUUUUACAAAAGAAAAUUUUUUAUAAUUUUUUUUUUUCAUUUAUUGACUAUUGUGUAGUUUCCUCCUACAGCUGGAUUACUGUUUAUAACGAUGACAUAAAAAAAGAGCCAGAUACACAAAAAAAAGACAAAAAAAGUAUUUUGGGAGAGUAUGCAGAAAAAUUGUGGCCAGAAAAGCAGAAAAAAAAAUAAAAACAAAAAAAAAAUAAAAAAAGAGAAAAAUAAUACAAACUUCUUUCCACAGCUUAAGAAACUGUGUUUUAUUUUUCAAGAAGCAAAAAAAAGGAAAAGAAAAAAACUCAAAAAAAUAAAAUUGCCAAAAAAAAGUCUCCCAAGAAAAAAAAGCUAAAAGCGAAACACAAAAAAGAAAUUUAUUCAAAUCAAUCCUAUUUCUCAUAUUUCUUUUCUUUCCUUCAUAUUCCUACUACACUACUACACUAUUAAAAUCGAAAAGACUGUAAAACUAUCAAACUAUUAGCAUAACAUACUUCACAAAGCCGAAGAAAGAACCAGCAGUUUGGCUGCAAUAUCAAGUGUAAUAUGAAAAUAUCUCCAUUUGUCGAUACAAGUAACGAAGUGGAUAAACAAAGAAAACUCCAUUUCGCUACGUGCAUCGAACAAGAAUUUUUUCUUUUGUAAUUUGGUGAUGAGAAAGCGUUACAUUCGUCAAUGCAACGUAAUGUUCGUUCUGUGUUCAACGUUCCGUAAUUCAUUGUAACAUUUGGAGUCUGUCGACUACGAUACUGAAAUGAUACACAAAAUCUCUGAAAUUGCCAAAUUACAAAA
Bradysia coprophila is the source of this 5270-nucleotide messenger RNA. RefSeq lists its product as uncharacterized. Gene Ontology annotation, biological process: negative regulation of apoptotic process; cell cycle; regulation of gene expression. Gene Ontology annotation, molecular function: ubiquitin protein ligase activity. The record is from RefSeq and is a predicted model, not a curated record. Lineage: Eukaryota; Metazoa; Arthropoda; Insecta; Diptera; Sciaridae.